This is a messenger RNA of Eutrema salsugineum, 2311 nucleotides long. Its product is annotated as U-box domain-containing protein 12. Gene Ontology annotation, molecular function: protein binding; ubiquitin-protein transferase activity. Gene Ontology annotation, biological process: cell surface receptor signaling pathway; protein ubiquitination. The transcript has 4 exons. Bases 504 to 2159 code for a protein of 551 amino acids. Gene Ontology annotation, cellular component: nucleus; cytoplasm. NCBI's taxonomy places the organism in Eukaryota, Viridiplantae, Streptophyta, Magnoliopsida, Brassicales, Brassicaceae. The record is from RefSeq and is a predicted model, not a curated record.
CUCUCUCUCUCUCUCUCUAAACUCUACACCGUCUUAUCUCUCACUAAAAGUCCAUGGAGACGACUUCUUCGUCUUCUUCGUCUUCUUUGUUAAUUUUUCUUCCUUGAGUCCAACCUCAUGAGCAAAAAUCGUCCUCUCAGUUAUUAUUUUUUAAUUCUUCUCUGCUUGUAGAAAAAAAAGGUUCCUACAUCAAAAAAUGGCAAAAUCAGAGAAAGUCGAGUUAGCACAGACCUUAAUCGAAUCAGUAAACGAGAUCGCUUCGGUUUCAGAUCACCGCACACCGGCGAUGAAGAAACACUGCGGCAAUCUCUCCCGGCGGUUAAAGCUUCUUAUUCCGAUGUUCGAAGAGAUCAGAGACUCUAAAGAGUCGUCUGACCCUGAAGAAUUGGUGACGAAGGCUUUGUUUUCUCUUAAGGAAUCACUUGCUCAAGCUAAGGAUUUGCUUACUUUUGUAAGCCAAGUUAGCAAAAUUUACCUGGUGUGUGUUGGAGAGAGACCAAGUCAUGCUUAAAUUUCAGAAAGUGACAUCUCUAUUAGAACAAGCUUUGAGUGAGAUUCCUUAUGAGAAUCUUGAAAUCUCAGAUGAACUCCAAGAACAGGUUGAGCUUGUUCUAAUCCAGUUAAGAAGAGCAAUAGGCAAAGGAGGAGAUACGCACGACGAUGAGUUACAUAAAGAUCUUCAAUCUCUUUACGUUAGCUAUGAUGUAACAGACUCCGAUAUCCUCAGGAGAGUAGCUGAGAAGCUUCAACUAAUGACCAUUACAGACCUUACGCAAGAGUCGUUGGCUCUUCUUGAGAUGGUUAGUUCCAGUGGAGGAGAUCCCGGUGAAAGCUUUGAGAAGAUGAUGAUGGUUCUCAAGAAAAUCAAAGACUUUGUGCAAACCAAUAACCCUAACUUGGACCAAGCUCCCAUGGGACAAAAACCUCCACUUUCAAAGUCGCAAGACGGAAAACAGAACAUCCCAAUCCCGCCUGAAGAUUUCCGUUGUCCGAUUUCACUAGAACUGAUGAAUGAUCCGGUUAUUGUUUCUUCAGGGCAGACAUAUGACCGUGACUGCAUCAAGAAGUGGCUAGAAGGAGGACACUCUACGUGUCCAAAGACGCAAGAAACGCUUACAAGCGAUACAGUCACACCAAACUACGCACUAAGAAGCCUUAUAGAUCAAUGGUGUGAAUCAAACGGCAUCGAACCUCCAAAACGUCACAACAAGAGUAGUCAAGCCUCAUCAUCAUCCUCCUUACUUCCUACCGAUGAACAGAACAAGAUUGAGCAACUCCUACGUAAGCUCACUUCUCAACUCCCCGAAGACCAAAGAUCCGCCACAGAAGAAAUCCGGCUUCUUGCGAAACAGAACAACCAUAACCGAGUCGCCAUCGCUGCAUCAGGCGCGAUUCCUCUUCUUGUGAAUCUACUUACAGCAUCCGACGAUUCACGGACUCAAGAACACGCCGUGACAUCGAUACUUAACCUCUCGAUAUACCAAGAGAACAAAGGGAGGAUUGUUUCCACGUUUGGAGCGGUUCCUGGUAUUGUUCAUGUGCUUCAGAAAGGCACCAUGGAAGCUAGAGAAAACGCAGCAGCUACACUGUUCAGCCUCUCGGUUAUAGACGAGAACAAAGUGACAAUAGGCGCCUCAGGAGCGAUCCCUCCUCUUGUGACUUUGCUUAGCGAAGGAUCACGGAGAGGUAAAAAAGAUGCAGCCACUGCUCUGUUCAACCUCUGCAUAUUUCAAGGGAACAAAGGAAAAGCGGUCAGAGCCGGUUUAGUUCCUGUGCUAAUGCGGUUACUAAGAGAACCGGAAAGCGGUAUGGUCGAUGAAGCGCUUGCUAUGUUAGCCAUUGUAUCGAGUCAUCCUGAAGGGAAAAUAGUGGUUGGAACGGCUAAUGCGGUUGCGGUUAUGGUUGAUUACGUUAGAAGCGGGUCGCCGCGGAACAAGGAAAACGCGGCUGCGGUUUUAGUGCAUUUGUGUUCAUGGAAUCAGCAGCAUUUGAUUGAAGCUGAGAAGUUAGGGGUUAUGAGUUUGUUAAUAGAAAUGGCUGAGAAUGGUACUGAUAGAGGGAAACGCAAAGCGGCACAGUUACUUAACCGCUUUAGCCGUUUUAACGACCAGCAAAAACAGUCUGGCUUGGUUGUGGAAGAUCAAAUCUCUCUGAUAUGAGUUUAGGGCUUUAGGGUUUUGCUUUUACAGUUUACUGUUUUGUUAAUCAAAGUACGUAUCAAACUUAUACCAUAAGGACAAGAUUUUGAAACCUGUACAAUGGAAUUUCUCUCUCUUAACUUUGAGAAAAUAAAUAAACUUAAAUCUUAAAA